Molecule: messenger RNA, 1551 nt
Organism: Diorhabda carinulata
Lineage: Eukaryota; Metazoa; Arthropoda; Insecta; Coleoptera; Chrysomelidae
Product: tubulin alpha chain-like
Exons: 5
Coding region: 162-1496 (444 amino acids)
Biological process (GO): microtubule cytoskeleton organization; mitotic cell cycle
Cellular component (GO): cytoplasm; microtubule
Molecular function (GO): structural constituent of cytoskeleton; GTP binding
Source: RefSeq, a predicted model, not a curated record
UUUUUAUUAAAAUCUGGUAGUCUGAAAAUUCGUAACUGCGGCGACAAAGUAACGUCAUAUGUGACGUGAAGAAAAUCAUUUUCAAAAUUCGUAGUCUUGGCCAAAAUUUUAAAUUUUAGUGAAAAUCACAUUUAUAUCAAAAACUAAAUUCUAGUAACACAAUGAGGGAAUGUAUUUCGGUUCAUAUUGGUCAAGCUGGUGUACAAAUAGGUAAUUCAACAUGGGAACUAUAUUGUUUGGAACACGGCAUUCAACCAGAUGGAACAAUAAAAGAAACCGAUCAAAUUGUGUCCGAUAAUUGUUAUGGAACUUUCUUUUCCGAAGUGGAAAAUGGAAAGCUAGUACCUAGAGCAGUGAUGGUAGAUUUGGAACCAACUGUCGUCGAUGAAGUACGUACUGGACACUACCGGAAAUUGUAUCACCCCGAACAAUUAAUAACCGGUAAAGAAGACGCUGCCAAUAAUUAUGCUAGAGGUCACUACAGUCUCGGUAAAGAGAUGUUGAAUAUUGUUAUGGAGAGAUUGAAUAAAUUGGCUGAAAAUUGUCACGGUCUUCAAGGAUUUUUCGUUUUUCAUUCGUUCGGUGGUGGUACCGGAUCUGGAUUUUCGUCUCUAUUAAUGGAACGACUUUCCGGAGAAUACGGAAAAAAGAGUAAAUUAGAAUUCGUUGUAUAUCCCGCUCCUCAGGUAUGUACAGCCGUCGUGGAACCGUAUAACUCCAUUUUGACCACGCAUUCGACGCUCGGUCAUUCCGAUUGCGCCUUUAUGGUAGAUAAUGAAGCGAUCUACGAUAUUUGUAGGCGCAAACUCGGUAUCGAAAGACCCGAUUACAUCAAUCUUAACCGAUUGAUUAGCCAAGUAGUUUCUUCUAUUACCGCGUCUCUACGUUUCGACGGAGCUCUAAACGUCGACCUCACCGAAUUCCAGACAAAUUUAGUACCAUAUCCGAGGAUACAUUUUCCGUUAGCCUCCUACGCUCCAGUGGUAUCGUCAGAGAAAGCUUUCCACGAAGGUAUGUCGGUGGCGGAGAUAACGGCGGAACUAUUUGAACCGACAAAUCAAAUGGUCAAGUGCGAUCCAAGAGAAGGUAAAUACAUGGCGUGUUGUUUACUCUACAGAGGCGAUGUGGUGCCCAAAGACGUAAACGCUUCCAUAGCGUUAAUGAAAGCAAAAAGUAACGUCAGAUUUGUCGAUUGGUGUCCAACUGGUUUUAAAGUAGGUAUAAAUUACCAACCUCCGACCGUAGUCGAAGGAGGCGACUUAGCAGGAGUCCAAAGAGCAGUUUGUAUGUUAUCGAAUACAACGGCCAUAGAAUCCGCUUGGAAAAAACUGAAUAAAAAAUUCGAUUUGAUGUUUUCCAAACGGGCUUUCGUACAUUGGUAUAUAGGCGAAGGUAUGGAGGAAGGAGAAUUCGGCGAGGCUCGUGAAAAUUUGGCAACUUUGGAAAGGGAUUACGAAGAAGUUGCUUUCGAUUCAGUAGAAGAUGACGAAAAAUGAUUCUAAUUUGUAUAAUGUGGAAAUGCAAAAUAAAGGACACAAUUAUGUUUGUUUA